Messenger RNA from Prorocentrum cordatum, 3500 nucleotides. NCBI's taxonomy places the organism in Eukaryota, Dinophyceae, Prorocentrales, Prorocentraceae. The record is from the annotation of a GenBank genome assembly.
AUGGCGACGCUGGCCCUCCCAGACGAGGAGAACCUCGGUAUGCUUAACGAUUGGCCGGACGUGCUCGGCUACUGUGAGCUCGACCCGGCCGUGUGGACACAUACCGCCCAGGAGAUGGGCGACUCCACGCUCCAGAACUUGAGCAUCAUCGCUACCCUUCAAGGCGCAGAUCUCGCGGAGGUUGCCCAGGAUUGCAAAUUGAAGGGGAUUGCGAAGACGAAGCUCAGCAUAGCAGUCGAUUUUGCACGCCUCAAGGUCGGAGUGGCGACAGCUGAUAUUUUCAGCCAGGUGGGUGUUCACGCUCUGGCUCGCGUUGCUUCGCCGGCAGACGCCAGGGGCGCGCCGGCGGUGGCAGCACCUCCGCCGGUUGUGAACGUGCUGAAGGUCAAGGACUACUACGACCAAGCCUCCCGCCUCACCGUGCUCCCCCUGGAGGAAAUACGCAUUGCCGAGAUGCGGAAGCGGCUUCAAGCCACGACGGUGCUCAGCGUGCUGGUUCGGGUCCGGUAUACCGACGACCAGGUGUCCGUCCUCGGCCGUCUCGCCGACGCGUGCUACCCGAUGUUCGCGUUCGACAUGGGCGUGUGGGGCCCGCAGUAUGGCCGGCGGCAGCGGGCCGCUGCCUUGUCCGCGCACGUCCAGAAUUCGGCCGGCGAGUGGAUCACCAAGGAGAUCAAGGGGCCACCGAACCUGGAUGCUUGGAUAAAGGCGUGGGAUUUCGCCCCUGCCGGCUUCCUCAUGGGCGACGUCAUGGACCGUGCCGUUGCGGAGGGCUAUCGCGGCUUCUUUGCCAGGAUGGUCAGGAACUACCCUGGCGCGGAAGCGUGGGCAGUCUGUGCAGACGCGGAGUGGACUUUCCGUUUCGAGUUCGCUGCUGACGAGCUGGAGCGGCAGCGCCAGUUCCACGGCACCAGCCCGGGCAUCUCGCUGUAUGAGCCCGCUCGCCCGUGGAAUUCGGUCCUCGUCGCCAGGGUUCGCGGGAUUGACGCCGUGAGGUUCUGGGAGGAGCGCCUCAAAUAUCUGGCGCGCAGGCUUCUGUACUCGCGGGCGAGCGCGGGAGGCGGCGCCGGCGGGCCGGGCCCGCCCCUGAACAGCGGCGCGGGGGGUGGCAGACGGGCCAAGAAGGGCGCGGCAGAGGCAGCGCGGGCGGCCACCGACGGCGGGCAGCCUACCCGGCCGAGGCUGCCUCAGCCGCUUGUCCGGGGCCGCGGCAGGGGCGGCGAGGCGCCCGACCCGAACGCCAAGCGGGCCGACGACGCGGGGUCGGGCGGCGCCAGGGCCCCUGGCGGGGGCAGUGGCGCCGGCGAUGGCGUCAGCGAGCUAGUUCGCUCGGCUGGCACGUCCUGGCGGGAGCCCGCGAGCCAGGGGCCCGCGCCCAAACGCGCGCGCGUGUCUUGCGCGACAGAGCCGGGCGACUCGCUGCGCGUCGAGGCAACGGCGCCUUCGCGGAGCUCCGACGAGGCGCCGCGAGUUGGAGUCGCGAGCUGGCCGCGCUGCCACGCCCGAACAUGUGUGGUUUUGUUCGGGCGCGAUUCGGCCCUCACGGCAGCUGUCAAGCAGGGCCAGGCGCUGGUCUUCACGGAGACUCGGCUGCGGUCGUCGGAUCUGUGGGCGCUGGGUUGCUUGCAGCGGCUGGCACAGUGCCGCGACGUGCAGUGGGUCGGCCAAGUGGCGGGCGCGGAUGAGGCGGGCCUCGGCAGCGUCGCCUGGCUCACGACUGCGCCGUGGGUCACCCCGAGCACCGUCAAGGCCGGGCCGGCGGGGCUCGCCGGCGCCUUCGUCCACUUUGAUUUACCGCCCUGCACAUACAGGCCGGUCAUCAUUGCCGAUGAACCGCGAGCUCACGCCAUCGACCCGGCCUCGCAGAGGUUACUCAGGGAACAGAAGAACCAAAUGGCCGUGGGAGGAAUGCGUAACCCCCAUCGAUCGAUCCACCGCGUGCCAGGAUGGACUUCCGUUGGGAACCGGCUGCGCAGGGUGCUCCUCGACGUGUGCGUCCGUCACGAGGCGUCCGUCAGGUCGACGAUGCAGGGCGCGGGUGCGCCAGGCUGUGCGGGCUUCCCAGCGGACGUUGUCGAGGCGCCGAGGGCGUCCAUGGCGGCGGAGUUCGGCGUGGCGCUCUCGUGCGAGCCGCGCGCGGACCGUGCGGCCAUGUUCCGUGCGCUCAUUGCAGAGAGCGGCGACCCGGAUGACGUGUUGCCUGCGUGGGUGGGUGGCGCUACGCCGCUGGGAAUUGAGCGGCCGAUACCGCGCCGGGGCAUCUUCCCGAGGGUCGAGCGCUGCGUGCCCGAACCUCACAGUGCUGGCGCGGAUCUUGAGCUCACUGACACUUUCCUGAACUAUCCUUCGGUGGAAGCCGACCCGCACGUCGCCGCGGAAGAGAUCGCCAACGUGAAGAGCGGCCGCAUGAAGGUCCGUCUCAUCCACGACCUCUGGAGGAGCCGCGUCAACGCCGUGGCUGCGGUUCCCGAGAUAUUCGUUCUUCCCCGUCUUCUUGACGCCGUGCACACCAUGCUGGCAUCGGCGCGGGGUUCGCCGGGCAGGGCGCCGGCGGCGCAGGGCGACGCGGAGGUGGCGGCUGUGGAAUUCGAAGACGCCGUCAAGCAGCUCGGCGUGGGCGCCGCAGAACAGCGGUAUCUCGCCGGCACGGCGACGCUGAAUGGUCAGAAGGGGCGCGUCUGUUAUUUUUUUGGCGCGAUCGCCGGGCCGCUGGUGUGGGGCCGGGUUGCCGCCUUCCUGAUGCGUGCUGCUGCUGCCAUCCUUCGCCCCCUGUCCGCCGGCGUGCAGUGCUGCGUCGACGACCCGAUCUUCGCGCUCGUUGGGCGCGCCGAUGUUCGCGAGGCCCACUUGGCGCUCGUGCCCCUGUUUUGGGCGGCAUUGCACUUCGAGCUUCCGUGGGCUGGCGGGGUUGUCGGAGUCACGGUCGCGAUUUCUCCGGGCAGGGUCGCCAAAGUGGGCCUGGCGCUUGACGAGCUCGCGGCGGACGCACUCUGCGACCGGAAAGCCGUCGAGGAGUUCGCUGGGUUGUGCUCCUGGGUGGGCAGCAUCGCGCCGGCGGUGCGGCCCUUCGCUCGCAUGGUGUGGGCGGCAGCUUGCGCUCUGCCUGGCGGUCUCAAGACUUCGGGCCGGGUCGCCAAGGAGCGGAUCAAGUUGGUCAUCUCCUGGAUGCGCGCACCCCUGGAAGACUCCGCCCUGGCGACCCCUAGGAGUUUUUUUGUGGGCGACGCGGGCGAGGGCCCCACUAUUGUCUUCGACGCUUCUUUAAUUGGAGGCGGGGCGUUCCUGGAGCCGAGUGGCGCCUCCGCUGCGACCAUUCGAUGUUUCGUCGCCGAGUGGGCCCCCGAGGACGCGACGGCGCUCCAGGCGAGGUGGUUGGAUCCAGCCGCCCAGCCGCUGUGGGAAGCGUUCGCGUUGCUCGUUGCGGUCCACGCGUGGCACCGCCGGCUGGGAGGUCAUCGCGGCCGUCUCCAGCUACGGGGCGAUGCGAUGGGCGUCCUGAG